UAAAUAAACAUCAUGGUCGAAUUACUUCAAAAGAAACCCUUUACCUUGAAGAGUCUUGUACGUAGUAACAAAAAGGAGCAGGUGUCACCUAUUAUCACGACAUCUGUCGCAAGAUACAAUGAUCCUUAUAUGCCACAUAUACCACAACAUUCACAUUCUACUCCUUGCUUGUCUCGUCCGGCUCGUCGCAGUGUUAAUUUCUCCACACCCCAAUUGGUUACACACCGUGAGCGCCAAUCCGUUUCCUUGGAAGCUCAGCAUAUUCAUCAUCAUCAUUAUUAUUAUCUCAGCCCUCCAACCUCUCCCACAACCGAUUACCCACCUUUAUCUCCUCCACCCCUUUCACCUACCACACCUGGUCAUUCAUGGAGAAACAUCCGUCGUUCUCCUAACUGGCAGCCUGCUGCUUCCAUCACAAGCUCGGAAGACGAUGAUGACAAUGAGCCACUGGGUCUUCAUGUCGUAAAACCGUUCUCCCUCCUAAGUGAUACAAGCGAAGACGGUGAUGAUGAACUGAUCCCAAUCGCUCGUCUAUCCAUCUCUACCACUGUUCACUUAUCGGCUGCCGAAAAAUACAAGGCAAAAGUGAGGGCAAGGCUUCAUAUGGAAGAUUCAGUUUCCAUUCUCUAAAUAUAUAUCACCUGUACCUUACCUUACUUCACUUUUAUACAUAUCAUACUCAUACCAUCAAUAAAAUUUAUAAAUUGUCACUCUCACUCCCUUUUAUCUCUGUUUAUCAUCACGUGAAAUUGUUUGAGCGCCAACGCCAAAAAACAAACAAAAGUAAAGUCUACACACUUACGUCUACACCUAUUCAUUUUCAUGUCUGAAUUAUAUCUUUGGUUCAUGUCCAAAUGUAAUGAUAAUUGGUUUGAUUUCAUAAAAUGAACUUAUCAUUGCUGGUAGAUAGUGUUGAAUCAUUGAUAAAUAAUUUGCAAGUGUGAAGCAUCAUAUGCAUGUAAAUUAAUCGAUGAUCUCAACCUGACGUAAACCAAAUCUUGUUUAUCAUUCCUAAAUAAAACAUUCACACACUUUUUUCUCUCUCUCUUCCUUUCUCUUAC
This is a messenger RNA of Mucor mucedo, 1061 nucleotides long. RefSeq lists its product as uncharacterized. Lineage: Eukaryota; Fungi; Mucoromycota; Mucoromycetes; Mucorales; Mucoraceae. Bases 13 to 630 code for a protein of 205 amino acids. The transcript has a single exon. The record is from RefSeq and is a predicted model, not a curated record.